Molecule: messenger RNA, 1643 nt
Organism: Eruca vesicaria subsp. sativa (arugula)
Lineage: Eukaryota; Viridiplantae; Streptophyta; Magnoliopsida; Brassicales; Brassicaceae
Source: the annotation of a GenBank genome assembly
AACCAACCUCCCUCCGGGGCCUCCUUUAGAGAGAGAGAGAGAGAUACUCAAAAACCUCUUCCUUGUUCUCUUUUGACUUUUUGAGUUUCUCUAAAUAUAAGCAAUGUUGACCACAUCGUCUCGUAACAAGUCAAACACUCUUCUUCGUUCCCAAUCACCAUCUUCUUCGUUCGCUUCCUCCACAAGCUCCACCUUCUCAUCACCCUCCUCAUCUUUCUUCAACAACCACCAAGAAAACCUAUACACUCCCAAACCUAUGUCUCACUCCUUUCGUUACUCUCUCGACAACAGAUCCAACCCUCCUUCUAACCGUUCCAUCUCCGUUUCAAAGAAACCGCAGCAGCAUAAGAUCUCCGAAACAACGAGGACGACGACGACGAGGAGGAGAUGUAUGUGUUCUCCGACGACGCAUCCUGGCUCUUUUCGAUGUAGUCUACAUAAAAACGUAGCGAACCCGCACGGGCAAGGAACGGCGUCGUUCACGACUAAUAGUUUGAAUAUGAGGAGAUCAGCGAUGACGAAUUCGCUGGUGAGAAUCGGUGGAGUUGAAGGAGAGUGGGUGAGAAGAUCGUUGACGACUUUGAUAAGGCCUUCUUCGCAUCAUUUGAAGAGAAGAGCUGCGUUUCAGCCUCGUCCUAGUAGGCUUUCUAUUAUGUCGAGAGCUGAUUUGUAAACUGAAAUGUAAUUUCGGAUUUCAGGUUUGUUCUUCUCUUAUUUAAAAAAAAAAGACACAACAGGAAUAAUCAAAUAUGGCGACAGAUCUGGUCGGGAAGAUGCGGUUAUUGUGGGAGAGAAUCACAACCUUUGAAAUCGAGUUUUUGUAAAAGGAACGAACACACCAUCAUAUAUUUUUUUUGUUGUUGUUGGGUGAAGAAAGAUGCGAAAGUGCAUUUGUACAUACUUAUUUUACUAUUUGUUUUCAUGUUUUUUUUUUUUGUCUCAAAAGAAUGUCAAAUUACUUUUAAAAUCAAAAUCCGGUAUGAAUAGUUAGAUCUGAAUCAAAGAGUUCUGUAAUCCAGUUUUUCAUAACACAAGUUAGAUUUUAGAUCUCACAUCCAUUGUGUGUGUGUGUGUGUCUGCAGCGUUGGUCUAAUUACUGUUUUUUUUCGUGUGUUGUCAAGUCAACGUUCGCGUUGUUCGUUGACCGUCUUGUUUGCCGUUGAGCGUUCCGUUAAUUUUCCAGGUUGCGUUUGGUAAUGGAUUGGAGUUUACUACAUGACGAACCGGGAACGAGGAGAUGGUCUUUCUGGAUAUAGAAAAAUCUUUAAAUCUCCUAAGGAAAGUAAAAGUGUCAAAGCACGAUCGGUGAUAAAAUUUCACAUUUAAGGAGUAGAAAGGAAAAAUGAAUACGAGGAGGAAUUUUGUUCAGAAAAAAAAAAGAAUAACAAGGAAAAAUGAGAAUGCUAUAAUAUGGAUAGUUGACUGACCAAUUAAAAAACUACCCAAGAUGGAAUAAGCAGAUAGAAGAUGCAUUUGAAUAUGUAAAAUUGGGAAUCUUUCGAUUCAUGAACAUUAAAGAAAGUGGAAUAUUUUAAAAAGAGAAAACGAAAGAUAGUAGUGGAAAGACACGUCUUCCUGAUCUGGAAGAUUUUACUCUACUCGAUCUUAUUCCUCCUUACAUUAUUUCAGGAUCUAUAUCCUUU